AUGGUAGCAGAAGUGGGAAAAAGAUGGGACAAUGCAGGAGGAAGUACAGGUUUAUUGAUGGACUUAGCAGCUAAUGAAAAGGCAGUUCAUGCAGAUUUCUUUAAUGAUUUUGAAGAUCUUUUUGAUGAUGAUGACAUCCAGUGAAAUUAGUCUUCCAGCUAUGCAAUGCUAAGUUGCGGAAUCCUCCUGUGGCAUUGUCUCUUUUGUUUCUUUUAAAAAAAAAAAGGAGAAUCUAUAUUUUAUCUCUGAAGAGUUAUUGGAAACUAGAAGAUUGGUAAAGAUGUCAGAAGAAAGGAAUCAUCACUCUGUCAUCCCUUGGGCUCUACACAAUUAUUGACUACAACUGUUAUCGUUAGAAGGUUACAUGUAGAUUUUCUUCAGUUUUACUUGCUGAUGUGCUUGUUGAAUAAAGUAUGAACAAAUUCUCUCCCC
Messenger RNA from Pelodiscus sinensis (Chinese soft-shelled turtle), 432 nucleotides. The record is from RefSeq and is a predicted model, not a curated record. Lineage: Eukaryota; Metazoa; Chordata; Testudines; Trionychidae.